This is a messenger RNA of Hydractinia symbiolongicarpus, 3825 nucleotides long. Its product is annotated as inositol hexakisphosphate and diphosphoinositol-pentakisphosphate kinase 2-like. Gene Ontology annotation, molecular function: 5-diphosphoinositol pentakisphosphate 1-kinase activity; diphosphoinositol pentakisphosphate kinase activity; inositol hexakisphosphate kinase activity. Lineage: Eukaryota; Metazoa; Cnidaria; Hydrozoa; Anthoathecata; Hydractiniidae. Bases 184 to 3474 code for a protein of 1096 amino acids. The transcript is spliced from 21 exons. Gene Ontology annotation, biological process: inositol phosphate biosynthetic process; inositol metabolic process. The record is from RefSeq and is a predicted model, not a curated record. Gene Ontology annotation, cellular component: cytosol.
AUGUUUAUUUACUUUUGAGUGAAUUGUGUGGAUAUUUUAAUGUUUAUAAAUGCCAUUUUUAAAUAAUACUUUCUAAUAAUAUGUAUGUUUUUUACAUUUUCAUUUACUACUAUAUUUUCUGUUCACAAGUAUUUUAGUGUAAAAUAUACAUUCUGCUAACGCUUAACAGAUCACGAGUUUGAGAUGUUUCAUGUGGGAAGUCAUGAAGUGCACUUGAAGAAUAACAUAUCUGACAAUCUUCUGGAAGAAGAAGAAGAAAAAGUAGAAGAAGAAAAGGAGAAAAUCAACAUGCCAACGAUUUUAGUAGGGAUUUGUGCAAUGAACAAAAAGACAUCGUCUAUGCCGAUGAAGGAAAUACUGUCACGCUUAAAGCGAUUUAAAUUUCUCGACUUUAUCUUAUUUUCUGAUGACACUAUCCAAAACUCGCCUAUUGAAGACUGGCCCAUUGUUGAUUGUUUGGUGUCUUUUUAUUCAAAUGGCUUUCCAUUACAAAAAGCUGUGAAAUAUGCGGAACUGAGAAAACCACUGAUAUUAAACGAUUUGAAAAUGCAAGAAUAUUUAUUAGAUAGACGUAAGGUAUAUCGCACACUCGAAGCAAAUGAUAUUGAACUACCACGAUAUGCCAUCUUCAACCGGAACGAAAACAACGAGCCUGAAAAUGGGUGCGAAGAAAUCGAAGAAGUCGAUGAUAUAAUCAUUGUAAAUGGAGUUACGUUUAAGAAACCAUUUGUAGAAAAACCGAUCAGCGCAGAGGAUCAUAGAAUUUGUAUAUAUUACCAAUCUUCUGCGGGAGGUGGCUGUCAAAACUUAUUUCGCAAAAUAGGUGAUCGUAGUAGUGAAUAUUCAUCAAAUGGUCUCAUUAGAAGACAAGGCUCAUAUAUUUACGAAGACUUCAUGCCCACUGAUGGAACAGAUGUGAAGGUUUACACAGUGGGAGCAGAGUAUGCGCAUGCUGAAGCCAGAAAAUCUCCUGCCCUUGAUGGCAAAGUUGAGCGCGACAGCAGAGGAAAGGAAGUCAGGUAUCCAGUCAUACUAAGUGCAUAUGAAAAGUUGAUUGCACAGAAAGUAACAAAAGUUUUUAAGCAAACCGUUUGUGGUUUUGAUUUUCUAAGGACAAAUGGUAAAUCAUUGGUAUGCGAUGUCAAUGGAUUUAGUUUUGUUAAGACAUCAAAAAAAUACUAUGACGAUUGUUCUCAACUAUUGGCUGAUAUCAUACUGCAAAAUUUAGCCCCUCAACGUUGGCAACCCACCCUGCGUAAAUCUCCUGGUGAACCGUUCUUUGAACAGUUCCAGUUCCCUCCUUCAGCUUCGCGUGGUAUAGAGCUAAGAAGCGUCGUAGCUAUUAUGCGGCAUGGAGACCGAACUCCAAAGCAAAAAAUGAAGAUUGUGGUAUCUCAUCGCUUAUUUUUUGAAAUGUUCUACAAGUAUGGUGGCGAUGAAGAGGGAAGAUUAAAGCUGAAAAAGCCAAAACAUUUGCAAGAAAUUUUAGAAAUCGUUCGAAAGCUGAUCGAUGGUUAUGACGAGGAAAGUUUACAACCAAUAACUGAGGUGAAAUCAAAACUUAUACAAAUGAGAACUGUACUUGAAAUGUAUGGACGAUUUGAUGGGAUCAACAGAAAAGUUCAAAUGAAGGCUAUGAACGAUAAAAGAAACGUAGGGAUGUUUGCUAAAUUACGUGGUCGAAAUGAGAUGGAAGAAGGAACAGUGGAAGCAAAUUUGUUAGUCAUUGUAAAAUGGGGUGGUGAGCUGACUCCAAUGGGAAAAUAUCAAGCAGAAAAUCUUGGGAGAGCUUUCCGGUGUGUGUAUCCUGGUGGAGAAGGAACAUAUGGUCGCAUACCAGGAUGUGGUCUUCUACGCCUUCAUAGUACGUACAGACAUGAUUUGAAAAUAUACGCCUCUGAUGAAGGGCGGGUUCAAAUGACGGCGGCUGCGUUUGCUAAGGGGUUGCUUGCGUUAGAAGGAGAAUUGACGCCAGUGUUGGUUAGUCUGGUCAACAGUGAUAAAUAUGUUACUAAUAUGCUCGACUCUCCAAAUGAUGUCAGUGGAACUUUAAUAAGAGUUAAAUCCAGGCUUCACAAUCAUCUGCAUUCCACCACCGAUUUCAUAGAAGAAGAUUUUCAAAAGCUUGCCACAACUGAGAACUCUGCUGUAGCUAAAGCCAUGGAGAUAGUUAGAAAUCCUCAAGAAAUGUGUGAAAAGGUUUACGAACUUGUUGAACAUUUGACAGACCAGAUCACUAAAAUGUGUGAAAAUGGCAGAAUGGACGAAGGAAGCAUUCCAUUGUAUUACGAAGAAAAUUUAAACUUAAUGAAACUACGAUGGGAGAAGCUGAAAAAAGACUUUAAAAAUGAAAACGAGUUUGACAUCAGUCUGAUACCUGAUAUAUACGAUUGUGUAAAGUACGAUUAUCAACAUAACAGGUCACUUGAGUUGCAAUGGAUACCAGAACUGUAUCACUUGACGAAAGCGUUAGCAGAUAUCGUUAUACCUCAAGAAUACGGAAUUUCGAGUGAAGAGAAAUUAAAGAUUUCAAAGCAACUCUGCAGCAGCUUUUUCAAGAAGAUACAAGCAGAUUUACAAUAUAAUGUCAAUCAAUUGAACGAAUCUGUAAAUAGAUUGGAUCCAAGGGAGUCUAUCGGCGUAGAAGAUCCACACCAACAUGUCCGAACACGAUUAUACUUUACUAGUGAAAGUCACGUACACUCUGUAAUCAAUGCUUUAAAACAUGGAGUCCUCUCUCAGGGUUUAGUGGAUUACGAAUGGAAGAAAGCUAUCGAUUUACUAAAUAACACUGCUGAACUAAAUUAUCUAACUCAGAUUGUUUUCAUGCAAUAUGAGGAUUUAACGGUUAGCCCGUCAUCGAAAGAUCGUUUUCGAAUUGAAAUAUUUUUCAGCCCUGGGUUGAAAACACCAAACUCACCCGAGAUCGCUAUGCAGUUGCAAGACGAGUCUUUGUGUAAUCGCUUAGACUACGCCCUGCCAAAGAUAUACCAAAAUGAGAAACAAAAAGAGAGGGAAGAAAAGAGAGAAGCUGAAGUAAGAAAACGGGCGAAGCGGUUAAUAAAACUUCGACGAGCUUCAAGUUUUGACAAUGCUUAUAGUCUGUAUAACAACUUUGAGAUGAACGGUCGUGUACGAAAUGACACAGACCCAACAUCGAGGAAAUUUUCACACGCAAAACCAAUUAAACUGGUGCGACAGUCCACUUUAGAAACUAUCUUCCCUACUUCUUCCUCGCUUAUUAUGGAUGAAACUGUUAACAUCAGAGGAGCAGAGAUAAUCGAGACAUUACCCUCUCUUCAUCCAUUGGUCUCGUUGCAUAGUGCUAUCAAUCAAGCGAAAAUGGAUGAAUUUUUGAACGAUAUGAAGACAAUGGAUUGGAAGAGUAGUGUAAAUCCUAUUUACGAAAAUGUUGAAAAAACAAACGAGACGAAUGUUAACAUCAUGCGUAAUGGAGAAGUUCUAUUGAUGUGAAUUAUAUAAAAGACUAUCAUAGCGAUUACAAUACAAGAGAUUCCUUAACACAGGGAUUAAUUUGGACAGAAUCAGUUUUCGUGAAAUGUCAAUAUUAAUGAAAUCUCUCGACUACUACCAGCCUAAAAUUUAGAACCUCAUUAGUUUUAAAAUUAAAUUAGAGGAAAAUUUACUUUUUGAAUUCAGCCAUUUAAAGUUACUUAAAACUUGAUUCCUGAUCUAUUGAGUUCGUGUUAUUUCCUGCAGCCAUGUCUGUUUAUGCAUUGAGGUUGACCUUUUCUCAACGUUUUAUUUUAUGAUUUUUGUAAUAUAUAGCUGGUUUGGCAAAGAAAAAAGCUAAGCUUUUUUUAA